Molecule: messenger RNA, 1416 nt
Organism: Anguilla anguilla (European eel)
Lineage: Eukaryota; Metazoa; Chordata; Actinopteri; Anguilliformes; Anguillidae
Gene: cidec
Product: cell death inducing DFFA like effector c
Exons: 7
Coding region: 109-888 (259 amino acids)
Biological process (GO): apoptotic process; regulation of apoptotic process
Source: RefSeq, a predicted model, not a curated record
UGCGAGAGAUAGGAUCUACGAUUCCCUCAUAGUUCUAACUCAUUUGUUAUCCGAUCGAUCAGUCACAGGAGUUGUGUGUCCAAAUAAGAGGGAUAUACCAAGACAGAAAUGGUCAGAAGACGAGAUACAACUGAAGGUUCUAUUUGCCUGUUCACUGAGAAGAUGGAAUACGCCAAGAAGUCUCUCAGUCUGCUGUCUCCCACAUCCCUCUCCAAGUGUGUGACAGCCAGCAUGACAGCCAGCGCCUCUAUGACCCAGCAGCUUCUCACGGGCCUGACCCCCCGCCUCAGGCCCUUCCGGGUCACCAACGCAGACCGCAGUGUCAGGAAGGGCAUCAUGGCCGACGGGCUCCAGGAUCUGCUAAACAAGGUGAUGGACAUGAUGCAGGUGUCCUGUGUGAGUGCCCUGGUGCUGGACGAGGACGGGACCGGGGUGGAUACAGAGGAGUUCUUUCAGACUCUGCAGGACAACUCUGUCUUUGUGGUGCUGGACAAGGGGCAGAAAUGGACACCUCCCAAGAAUGGUCCCCACUGCGAACACUUCACUGAGCGUCGGCCCCAGCGGAGGAAAGAUGUUGCUCGGUUGACCUUUGACCUAUACAAGAACAACCCCCAGGAUUUCAUUGGCUGCCUGAAUGUGAAGGCCACACUGUAUGGCAUGUAUUCCGUCUCCUAUGACCUGCGCUGCUAUGGAGCCAAGAGGCUACUGAAGGAGGCAUUACGAUGGACUUUGUUCACCAUGCAAGCUACAGGCCAUGUUCUGUUGGGCACCUCCUGUUACAUGCAGCAGCUGCUGGAUGAAGAGGAGAAGGGCGAGAUUAGGUCAAAGAUGCCUGAAAAUAUGGCUGAUGAAAUGCAGUCCAUCCAAUGGAGGAAGACGGGGGUGUGACCUCUGCUUGAAAAUAAAAACACUGGAAAGGGAUCGGCUGCCUGCAAGGGAAAGCUGUGUAACCAGGGGCAAUGCCAUGCCUAAGGGAGGGGAGGUGGAGGGUUACAUGAUAUCACUAUUGUGUUAUCACCAUUAAUGUUCCAUGACAGGUGCAGGUGUCAUGGUAACAUCUGCCUACUGUGGGAUGCAGCACUUUCCUGUUGGCUGUUUUGCAGAGCAAAAUGUCUGCCCAUGUUUUCCCUGGCAUUGAAGCUAUCACUUUGCCCUGCAUGUUGUUACAUGUGUGUGUGUGUGUGUGUGUGUGUGUGUGUGUGUGCGCGCAUGUCUUGUUUAUUGGAGAGAGGUGAGAGGGAGCCUCUACAGUCUAAAAGAUGCCACGUCACCCCGUGGUUCGCCGCUUGAACCCAGUCCUCACCCCCAAACUAAAGUUUCAGUUUUACAGGUGCUGAGUGUGUACCACACAGACAUCUGCAGUGUCUCUGUCUGUCCCUUUCAAUGUUUCCCAGCACUAAUAAAUGAUGAGAUGUA